Molecule: messenger RNA, 2416 nt
Organism: Oncorhynchus keta (chum salmon)
Lineage: Eukaryota; Metazoa; Chordata; Actinopteri; Salmoniformes; Salmonidae
Gene: cdpf1
Product: cysteine rich DPF motif domain containing 1
Exons: 6
Coding region: 8-406 (132 amino acids)
Source: RefSeq, a predicted model, not a curated record
CCCACAAAUGAAGAAAAGACCAGGAAGUACAAGCACGCUCACAUUCACAACAAUGGAGUCAAGCACAGAUGCGGUUCCUCAGAAUAUGUUUACUUGCCAUUUGUGCAAUUUAUCUACACCAUUCACAUACUACGGACAGAAGCCACCCAAUACCAGGGCUAUUGUCUUGUUGGAAGAGUGUUUUGUGACCAAGGAUCCUUUCAGUCCAGACGGAGAGAGGUUCCUUAUCCUGGGAUCCAACUGCAGUUUGUGCCACAUCACAGUUUGUGUUGGAACGGGCUGCAGCCUUUUCUACUCCAAGCGAUUCUGCAUGCAGUGUGUGAACAAACACUUGGACCAGUUCCCCCCUCACAUUCAAGCUGAGCUCGCCAAGAAAAAGCAGCCAUCAAAGACAGAUGUUUCAUGAUUUCUGUAAGACACAUAUUAAAGACUCUGGAGGUACUUCAGGAAGGAAAAUAUCUAGCCUUUCAAUUAGAAGAUAUCUCUCAGGGUUGUGGCUAGCGUGCUUGCCUUGGUCAGGUGACCCGGGUAGUAUUCCCACUUAGGGCGAUACUCUCGUGAUAUACCCCGCUGGAAUAGCCAUGUUUCUGUUUUGGGAGAAAUGGUUGGAACUGAGCAACUUCUGGGCCACAUAAGGGAUUCUACUUGGUGUCAUACAGUUUUACCACUAGAUGGCAGUAAAGACUUAUUACCAGACUGAAAAUGACAGUUAAUUACAUCCCUCAUUCACAGCAGCUGAAUACAAGGAGUCCCAACAUCAAAAUAUAUAAUGUACCUUGUUUAAUAUUUCAGUAUAACAUGGACAAAUUUGACAAUAUGUUAAAAAUAUAUAUACUACCAGAAAUACAUGUAGUUUGCACUUUAUGAAAUAUGCUUCACCCAAGCAGUGAUAGAAAUGCUGUUUUUCUAUAGAUGACCUCAAUGUUUAUAAAACAAGAUGCACUGACUUGUUGACCUUGAAGAGUAAAUGAGAACUCUCUGCUCCCAAGGAACAUUCUGUGUAUGGCUCCCAAGGAACAUUCUGUGGAUGCCUCCCAAAUGGCACCCUGGCUGAAAGUAGUGCGCUAAAUAGGGAGCCAUUUCGGACAAAACUUAAAUUGUAUGUGUCCCAGUGAGGGAACUCCAAGUACAUAGGCAAUUGUAACCACUAAACUGCAGUGAUAGUCAGAUUGUGUCAAAGGCAGUUGACGAUAGGCGAGCUGCCAACUAUGAUGGAAGGCAUUUAACACUGAGGAAAUGUCACUCUGGACUGGAAGCAGAUUUAAAAAGCACAAACAAAAUGGAGAUAUUGGAUAUGUUGAACCCUUAACCCAACAUUGCCAAAUGCAGGACCGGUAUAAUUCCACAGAACCUUUCCCUCUCCCAGCUCUAGGGAGACCAUUCCAAACAAGAAUCUCCUUCCCCUGUUCCAAAAACUGACAAAGUGUCAUUCUAUGACCGAUCACAAGAGACUAAUCCCUUCUUUUGUCAUAAACCAAUAAAAAAUUAAUACCAUUUUUAUCUCAAUGGGUUGAUCUGUUUAACUUCUAAAAAUACAAUAUUCCUACAACCAUAUUCACCUUUAAGAAAGAAAUAUGGGUGGUUACAUGUUCUUAAACCAAGAAGCUCAUUUUCUGUUUGAAUAGCCUUCCCUGUCAAUCUGAUUCCCCAACUAGUAGUUCCUCUCUAAUGUCCCGUGUACACUAGCAAGCGGGAAAUUGCUGCAUGCUGCCAAGGCCACCCAGAGCGCCUCGCUUGUGGGCAUGCUGGCAGCAUAUAGUAGCACGUCGGAUUGGGCGUCAAGAAUGUAGCAUAGCAAAUGUGUGAAGGUCUGGUUAUUAAAUUGAGUAAAUGGUUUAAUCCAUUCUCCAUUUCAUGAAUUUAUUCACAGGUAAAUAGUAAUAUACUCUGAUGAAACUUUGCUACACUGUUUCCAAUCGUCUACAUGGCUGGGAGAACCUAUUCAAGCUCAGGUGUAUAACCAUGGCUCCUUCCACCUUCAAAGAAUAGAAGAGGGGACCAACCAUGGAGAAUAGUUAUAUCAGCUGUGUCGGUGAACCCCUCCCACAUCUGAACUGGCUGACAGAGGGCACAGUGAUCACAGAUAUGUUUUGAUAUGAGAGGAUGCCAACCCCGAGUCCCAUCUCCACCUCACCUGCUUUUAAGAUAACCUUUGGGCCAACUAGAGACACUAUUAUGUAAUUGUGAUGAACUGAGAGAAUAUUUGGGUAGCACCGUGAUUCAUUAAUCAUAUGCUGUCUUCCCUGCUCAUAUGUUCUUACCUCUUUCCCUUUGUCUUUUACACCUCUCGCCACCUCUUUCUUCCUCUGUUUUUAUAAUACACCACGCAUUGAAGUACAGAUUGAACUUGUAUUUAUAAUGCAUCUAUUUAUAACACUUGGAUAAUGAACUUCUUUCAAUAAAGCGUUUCACAUUC